Messenger RNA from Osmia lignaria (orchard mason bee), 1361 nucleotides. It is a transcript of the gene Rtc1, whose product is annotated as RNA terminal phosphate cyclase 1. Gene Ontology annotation, cellular component: nucleolus. Gene Ontology annotation, biological process: ribosome biogenesis; endonucleolytic cleavage of tricistronic rRNA transcript (SSU-rRNA, 5.8S rRNA, LSU-rRNA). The record is from RefSeq and is a predicted model, not a curated record. Lineage: Eukaryota; Metazoa; Arthropoda; Insecta; Hymenoptera; Megachilidae. Gene Ontology annotation, molecular function: RNA endonuclease activity.
AAUUUCUAAAAAAUAGAAUCAAAGGGAGUAAAAAUUGUUUCUUUUUAAAGGCAUAUUCAGUCUUAUUGAAUAUAAUCACUGCCUGGUACAAGGCAAUACUAUACACUACGAAAUUUAUCCUUCCGUCACAUUGUGUUAUGCCCCGCAAAUUUUAAUACAGUAUGCCAGCUAAAAUAAGAAAUAAGGUUCUUACGUAUGAAGGUUGCAAUUAUUUGCGAUAUCGCUUGCUAUUGUCUACAUUGUCAGGUAGACCGGUGCAAAUAACAGAUAUUAGAAUCAAAGAUGAUAAUCCCGGACUUCGAGAAUAUGAAGUCAGCUUUAUACGCUUAUUGGAUAAAAUUACAAAUGGAUCAAGGAUAGAGCUAAAUGAAACAGGAACUAAUUUAUAUUAUAGUCCUGGUUUAUUAAAUGGAGGAGAUUUGGAACAUGAUUGUAGCUUACAAAGAGGUAUUGGAUAUUAUUUAGAAGGGAUCAUGAUAUUAGCUCCAUUUUGUAAAAAAGCAGUUGAAGUAAAACUUAGAGGAAUCACUAAUAACACAAUAGAUCCCUCUGUUGAUCGAAUUAAAGCAAUUGGUGUACCUAUAUUAAAAAGAUUUUUAUUGGGAGACAAUGAAGUUGUCCUUACUAUUAAAAAAAGAGGAGCAGCACCACUGGGAGGUGGAGAAAUUCAUUUCAAAUGCCCUGCUAGCCGUAAUCUUAGGACUAUUCAACUUCAUGAUAGUGGAAUGGUCAAAAGAAUAAGAGGUACUGCAUGUAGUAUACGUGUUUCUCCUGCUAUUGCUAACAGAAUUAUAGAAUCUGCCAAAGGUGUAUUAUUAAAGUUCCUGCCAGAUGUCUAUAUCUAUGCAGAUCAUUGUAGAGGUGCAGCUAGUGGCAAAUCUCCAGGUUUUGGAAUAAGUUUAUCAGCUGAAACAACAAAUGAAGUCUUUUUUGGUGGAGAAGCAUGUUCACCUCACAUGACCACAGGUUCUUUACCUUGUGUACCAGAAGAUCUUGGUAAAGAAGCAGCUAUGAAGCUGAUUGACGAAAUUUAUAGAAAUGGAUGCGUGGAUUCACCUUUCCAACCCAUGACUGCUAUGUUUAUGGCAUUAGGUAAAAAGGAUGUGUCUAAAGUUGUAACAGGACCUUUAACACCAUCAAUGAUACAGUUUUUACGCGAUUUACGGGAUUUCUUUGGAAUCGUCUUUAAAAUUGAGCCGCUUAAAGAAGAAGAUGAAGUAUUAGAUCAAGUUGUUUUAACUUGUGUAGGCGUGGGCUAUACAAACAUAAGCAGGCGGAUAUUAUAAAAUCAAAGUAUUUAUAUUUUUAUUAUAUAUAAUAGUUUUGUAAUUCCAACGAAUAAAUGAUAAAAUUUCUAACUA